AUGGAUUCCGACGAGAUUGUACCAGAGAACACCCAAAUUGAGGAGGAGGACCUGGAUGAAAAGUACCCGAAUCGGCCGCAUAAUCGCGCCCCGACACUCCCAUUCCAUGAUCUGUAUCUGAACCUUUUCGAUCCUCUCAGUGAUAUCAGAAAGAAACCAAAGGGUCCUAGCUUGGCUAGACGGAAGGCAGGUCCUCAUGGAAAGGGUGCGACGAGCUUGAACCCGUAUGAACUCCGACGCGACAUCAUCGCUCGGUUCAUUUCACGAUGGCGAAAGGAAGUGGGGGACGAUAUUUACCCUGCCUUCCGGUUAAUUCUACCAGACAAGGACAGAGACCGACCUAUGUACGGUAUGAAAGAGAAGGUCAUUGGAAAGAUGCUCGUCAAAAUCAUGAAGAUCAACAAGGAAUCCGAGGAUGCUUCCAAUCUGCUGAACUGGAAGCUCCCAGGAGUCUCUGCAGCGCGGAUGGCGGGAGACUUUGCCGGACGCUGUUACGAUGUCAUAUCCAAGCGACCUAUGCGGACAGAACCAGGCGAUAUGUCGAUUGAAGAAGUCAAUAAGAAACUGGACGAGCUCUCCGCUGCGUCCAAGGAGGACCAGCAGGUGCCCAUUUUGGCAGAAUUCUACCGGCGCAUGAACCCGGACGAAUUGACGUGGCUCAUUCGAAUCAUUCUUCGCCAGAUGAAGGUUGGUGCUACGGAGCGUACACUCUUUAACGUUUGGCAUCCCGAUGCCGAAAAUCUUUACAGUAUCUCCAGUAGCUUGCGCCGGGUCUGCUGGGAGCUGCACGAUCCCAAUAUCCGGCUCGAGGCGGAAGAUCGUGGGAUCGGGCUUAUGCAGUGCUUCCAGCCUCAGUUGGCGCAGUUCCAGAUGCAUUCGUUUGAGAAAAUGAUUUCGCGGAUGCGGCCAACUGAGGAAGAUCCGGUCUUCUGGAUUGAGGAGAAGAUGGACGGAGAGCGUAUGCAGCUUCACAUGGCCCCCGAUGAGUCGAUUCCAGGCGGUCGCAGGUUCAGGUUCUGGUCACGGAAAGCCAAAGAAUACACAUAUCUCUAUGGAGGAGGGAUAUACGAUGAGAAAGGAGCCUUAACCAGACAUUUGGAAAAUGCCUUUGCGGAUGGUGUGCAGAGCCUCAUUCUCGAUGGCGAGAUGGUGACAUGGGACCCAAAGCAAGAUGCCCCUGUUCCAUUUGGUACAUUGAAGACUGCCGCCCUGGCGGAACAGCGCAAUCCAUUUUCUGAUGGACCGAGGCCUCUCUUCCGUGUUUUUGACAUUCUAUAUCUUAAUGGGACCGACCUUACCAGGUACACUCUUCGCGACCGUCGCAAUGCAUUGGAGAAGACAGUCCUCCCAGUUCAUCGCCGCUUCGAGAUUCUCGAAUACCAUGAAGCUACUACUGUAGCAGAUAUUGAGAAAUGUCUGCGAACAGUUGUAGCCGAGGCCUCAGAAGGUCUGGUAUUGAAGAACCCUCGUUCACCAUACCGGUUGAACGAGCGCCACGAUGACUGGAUGAAAGUUAAGCCAGAAUACAUGACGGAAUUCGGUGAAUCCCUCGAUCUUGUGGUUAUCGGUGGAUACUAUGGCUCCGGUCAUAGAGGAGGUAACCUAGCGAGCUUCCUGUGUGGUCUUCGCGUCGAUGAUCAGAACUCUUCCCAGGGCUCAGAUCCAAUGAAAUGCUGGUCAUUUUGCAAAGUUGGCGGAGGUUUCACGGCUGCCGACUACCAGGAAGUGCGCCAUCACACAGAUGGCAAGUGGAACGAAUGGGAUCCCAAGAAGCCCCCGUCUGCCUUGAUUGAGCUUGCGGGAGGAGACGCUCAGCACGAAAGACCAGAUAUGUGGAUCAAACCUUCAGAGUCGGUUGUGCUAUGCGUUAAAGCAGCCUCGGUAUCUGUGAGUGAUCAAUUCCGCAUGGGAUUGACACUGCGUUUUCCACGCUUCAAGAAGCUGCGAAAAGACAAGAACUGGAAGAGUGCCUUGUCGAUUCAAGAAUUCUUGGAUCUCAAGUCGAAUGCAGAACAGGAACAUCGCGAAAAAGAGUUCUCAGUGGAUAAUUCUCGGAAGCAAAAGCGUGUGAAGAGGGCUGUCAAGGAACCUUUGACCAUCGCUGGAUACGACGAGAAAGAGAACGUGCAAUACUUUGGACCGUCAGGUCAUAUAUUUGAUCAUCUCAACUUUUUCGUCAUGACAGAAUCAACUGUUCCAGAGAAAAGGACAAAGGCCGAGCUUGAACAACUUGUCAAAGCCAACGGAGGCAAGAUCUACCAGACAAACACGGCUGUUCCAAACACGAUUUGCAUCGCUGAACGCAGAACCGUCAAGGUGGCAUCGAUACAGAAAAGCGGGCAGACUAACAUUGUUCGCCCGUCUUGGCUGAUUGACUGCGUGAAACAAAAUGAGAAAGAUGCUGGUCUACCGGACCUCCUCUUACCUUUCGAGCCAAGACAUAUGUUUUUCACUAUGGAAGACCAAUAUGAAGACAUCAAGCCGAACGUUGAUCAAUUCAUGGACAGCUAUGCUCGUGACACCACGGUUGAGGAACUCACAGAGAUUCUCGAGCAAAUGCAGAAAACAGAGGAGCAAACACAGAGACCCCUGGAUCCUCAUUCAAUGCAGAAGAUCGAGACCCAUAUUCAAGACAAGGUCCACUCAGGCUACACAGCGCCCUGUGGAUGGCUCUUCCGCGGUCUGACAUUCUUCUUCCCCUCAAGUUCCCAAGUCAACGGCGACGCGGCCAGCGAUUCAGAUUCAUCAAGCUCUACGAUGGAAGAUAUCCGUCUAACGAUCGCACUCAAUACGGCACAGUUUGGAGGAGCCGGUACCGUCUCUUCCCUGAAAGCCCCUGGUGUCACCCAUGUCCUUGUCAAUACGGAAAAGGUUUCCUCGGCGGAGAUCAGCUCGUUGAGAAAGUCAUUGGCGGCGGGUUCGCGGAAGAAGAUACCUCAUAUUGUGAGUUUGGGUUGGGUGGAGGAGAGCUGGAAGCAUGGGACACUGUUGGAUGAAGAGAGAUUCCAGGUACCGCGAUGA
Messenger RNA from Penicillium daleae, 3021 nucleotides. Its product is annotated as DNA ligase (ATP) DNL4. The transcript has 7 exons. Gene Ontology annotation, molecular function: DNA binding; DNA ligase (ATP) activity; ATP binding. Gene Ontology annotation, biological process: DNA recombination; DNA biosynthetic process; double-strand break repair via nonhomologous end joining. The coding region runs from base 1 to 3021 and encodes 1006 amino acids. The record is from RefSeq and is a predicted model, not a curated record. Gene Ontology annotation, cellular component: DNA ligase IV complex. NCBI's taxonomy places the organism in Eukaryota, Fungi, Ascomycota, Eurotiomycetes, Eurotiales, Aspergillaceae.